This is a messenger RNA of Pollicipes pollicipes, 591 nucleotides long. RefSeq lists its product as uncharacterized. The record is from RefSeq and is a predicted model, not a curated record. NCBI's taxonomy places the organism in Eukaryota, Metazoa, Arthropoda, Thecostraca, Pollicipedomorpha, Pollicipedidae. The transcript is spliced from 5 exons. The coding region runs from base 1 to 591 and encodes 196 amino acids.
AUGUCCCUGACGGUCGAGCCAGUCCGCGCGCCUGUGCCGACGGCGGCCGGCGGCACCACGCCCAAGCUGACCAAGACGCAAACCAACGUGGUGACGAUCACGGAGGUGGUGACAGUGCGGCCCGUGACCACCGUGGUACUGACGCACUCGCUGACCGUGCGGCUGGGCGAGCGUGACCUCAGCUCUAGCGCCGACGGCGCACACGUGGACCUGGCCGUGCUCCGCGUCGUGCUGCACCCGCUGCAGGCCGGCGCGUUGGUGACUCUCGGCUGGGGCUUCAGCCCGCUGGCGGUCGGCGAGGCGGCGCAGUCAGCGGUGCUCACGCCGACCGCCGUGCGCGAGGUGAGCGCCGCAGACUGUGACGCCACCUACCAGCUCUUCCCCACGUACGAGCGCGAGUUCCCGCGCGGUGUGGGGGACACGGAGGUGUGCGUGGCGGCAGCGGGGGAGGACGCGCCCGACCGCCAGUGCCCGCAGGACCGCGGCGGCCCGCUGGCAGCCGGCUGCGGCUCGGACGUGCUACCCAGUGUCUACACCCGGCUGGAGCCGUACGAGUCCUGGCUGCGGCAGGUGGCCGCCCAGAUCUCGUAG